AUGCCAUACGGAAUGCCAUGGCCAGCUGGUGUCCCUGACACUUCAAAGUACCAGUACAAAGUGGAGUCGCAAUUUCUUGUUGAGUCCGACUGGCACAGGAUCGAUGACACCGAUGAUCCUCGACCGGAAGCUGUGCUGAUUUGGCUAGCCAACAACGAGGUCUACCUGUGUGGACGCAAAGACAUCCUCUAUGGCGACAGUGACAUCUACUAUGUGAAGAAACACUCGAUCUACAUGGCUGAUGGCCAUUGGGCAGCUUGCAUCGAAGCGUAUGGUGUCUGGGAAUGUGAAGAUGUGGUCAUUCAUUUCCAGCUUGUGGAUGAUGGCCAAGCGCAGUGA
This is a messenger RNA of Cladocopium goreaui, 339 nucleotides long. The record is from the annotation of a GenBank genome assembly. Lineage: Eukaryota; Dinophyceae; Suessiales; Symbiodiniaceae.